AUGCUUAACUUCGCUGAGCGGACGGGAAGCGGUGCUGUCAUGUUGGUAUGGUCGUAUCCAACAAACAACGCUUCAAUUCGCUUACAAAAACCCACCGCUUAUUAUUCUCGUCGAAGAGGUACUACCGAUGCGGAUGCCAACAUGCGUCGCAUCGCAGUUUCCAUUCGCACCCAUCCUCCUCCAUCAUCACAGGCACCACGUCUUAUGAGCGUAUUCGACCAGCAACGCGUCAGUAACAAUACAGCGAGCUGCUUUGGUUUUUGCUUCAGCCCAGAGGACCCGAACCACGAUGUUUUCACGCAGCAAAAGAACAGCCAGCAUAAGGUGACAAGGGACGAGGAGAGAAAGAAGAAAGAGGUGGAUGACCAUUUCACAGCUGCUUUUAACAAGCUCACGUUUGAGGAGCGACAACGUCAGCAAGAAGUCCUGCAUGGAGUGGAUGAACAGAUUGCGGAAGAAGCAACGUUCAUCCACUCGACUCUUCAAGAACUUGAUAAUCAUCUCAAGAGAAUCAAACAAGGAAGUGCUUAUGAAAUGGCGGAACGAUUGGAUCCUGAAUAUGUGAGUGCACGAGCAUUCCGAGUGAUGUUUCUUCGAGGCAACAAGUACGACGCGAGAAUAUCAGCGUCCCAAAUGCUUCGUUUUUUCGAGGUGAAGCAGAAGCUCUUUGGAGUGGAAAAGAUGGUCAAAGACAUUACGCUGGAAGACCUGGAUGAGGAUGACCGAGCAUCGUUGCGCUCUGGAUGGCUUCAGCUUCACGGGAAAGAUAGAUCUGGAAGAUUGAUAUUCGUUCAAUAUCCAGGGCUUAGACUCUUCAAGAAUCUAAUAAAUGAAUUGAGAGGGAAAUUCUACUUCAUAAUGAGGCUGGCACAGUCGGAAGAAGCGCAAUUAAAGGGAAUAGUGGGUGUUAUCUACGCUGUAGAAGAGUUGAGAGACAGCACAGGUGGAAUUGGAUUUGUCGAGAAUACCCAGGUCUCUCUUGCAAUUCCAGUUUACGUCGCCGGAUUUCACACCUGCUGUAGCGAUGUGCGCGAGUAUGCGCUUUUUAGCCUGGUAGUGAAGGUAUUACCCGCAAAAUUGAUCUCAAGAAAUCGCAUUCACUGCGGGUCGCAUCUCGAAUGUCAAUAUCGCCUAUGUUCCUUUGGAAUAUCAAGGCUGCAAAUCAACGCACUCAAUCGAGGUCUCCUCAUGCAGUCUUAUCUUUUCGGGGGAGAUGGGGCUAACCUUCCUAACUCCACAUCAUCGAUGGCCAUACAACCAAACGCCAACGAUGUUCUGUACACCGGCAACAAAACAAGCAACAACCCUGGAAACCAUUACCUGAGAAAUCUUGUCAUAGAAUUGUGGCAAGUAUACGAUUCUGCGUCAAACGAGAAAAAGCGAGUCGUUGUAGAUGAAAUGGUCGAAAAGAUUAACAGCACUGGAGGGCGAUUUCUAAGAACUACCAGUGAUGAAGAACCAUACUGGGUUGAAUCUCCCAUCGAGGAAGUACGAAUAAAGGUCGCUCAGAUGUUCCGCAAUCAGAAGCGAGCAAUAAAACGAGUAUCGUCGCGUCAGAUGAACGUCAUCGAUGGUACUCCUAUUGCAGGCAGCCCACUCCCAUCUGAUGUGGUGUUUGGCAAGUCACACAAUACUCGAGGGAAGGAGUAUAUGCACCAUCAAAUUCGGGAACGAUCCGAAGAAUACAAUGCCUUGGACCGCGGAACGAAAGCAACUGUAGUCGUCGCUGUCAUGGAAACAAUCAAAGGAAAAGGUGGCCGCUUCCUGCAACCAAUACCAUACAGUGACGGUUUUUUGGAAGUGUCAGAUGAGAAAGCUCGGGAGCGGAUAUCCAAGUAUUUCCGAAACUAUCGACGUAUACGACACAAAUAA
Molecule: messenger RNA, 1872 nt
Organism: Cylindrotheca closterium
Lineage: Eukaryota; Bacillariophyta; Bacillariophyceae; Bacillariales; Bacillariaceae
Source: the annotation of a GenBank genome assembly